Messenger RNA from Trichobilharzia regenti, 564 nucleotides. NCBI's taxonomy places the organism in Eukaryota, Metazoa, Platyhelminthes, Trematoda, Strigeidida, Schistosomatidae. The record is from the annotation of a GenBank genome assembly.
AUGCCAAGUGAGGUGAUUGCCGUUUAUCCACAAGCAUCCAACAUUUUACCAGAAGACUGGGUUUUUAUUCAAAGAAAGGAUCCAGUUGUACAAACACUGAAUAAAACGCAAAAUCCCUCACUGGUCGGUAUUUGUCCUAAUAUAUCUUCAACGAUUUACUUGAAGGUAAUUUAUGCCAUUCAAGGACAACUUCAAGGAAUACCGCUGAAACAGGUUAUUUCUGCUUCAAUCGAAUAUUCACAAGAAAAUUGGCAAUUGGUGUGUGAUACAUCUAAUUAUCCAUCCUUGUGUAGAAGCUCAAAUAUUUCACCGAGUGCACAAAAUUUUUAUUUAACUACCGUAAUUAUGUUCUCUGAAAUAUCUUCACCAAGUGAUGAAGUAUUAAAUUCCACAAGAAAUUGUGAUUUAGAUACAUGUUGGAAUGAUGCAUUCUAUGCUUGGACUGGACUGCAUAAAUUAUAUCAACAAACUGGUAAAAUUGAGCAGACUUUUGAAAUUGGCGUUACAUUAGGUAUAUCAAGUCUUGUUUUAAUUGUACUCUUUAUUACAAGACCAUUCUUUUGA